Molecule: messenger RNA, 1251 nt
Organism: Didymodactylos carnosus
Lineage: Eukaryota; Metazoa; Rotifera; Eurotatoria; Philodinida; Philodinidae
Source: the annotation of a GenBank genome assembly
AUGCAGGGAACUAAACAUUGUUUUCGAAACAAGAUUUCAGAUGGAAGACUAACGGAGUAUGAAUUAUCUGCUGUUGGAACGUCUGUCAAUAAUACAAGGGAUAGUGGUCAAGAUGAACACGGAUAUCCUGCUAGUGAUAAUAUUGAUUCAGAACAAGUAUCAUUUGAAGAAACGGCCGGUAUUGUAUCAAACAAAGAUGAUAAGAGAAUAUUUAUGACGUGGGUUUUACCGUCUAAAGAAUUUAGACUAUGGCUGACAACAUGGAAAUUUUCGCUGAAUCCUGGACAGUUCACAAUCAAAGAACAUGCACUUAUCUUCAUAAUGGCAGAAGUAUCUUCUUUAACAAUUCCUACAGCGGACACAAUUCUUCGGGCUGGAACUCCGCCAGGUUUUGGCUUAGCACUAUUUUUCGUUAUUUCAGCACAAUUAAUAGGAUAUAGCAUAGCUGACCGGAUCUCUGGAAAACCCAUAAAAAAUAUUUUUGCAUUUCGAGAACCUCACUAUUCGAAAGAUUAUAUUCGAAAACCUAUAAAAAAUGCUAUCGAAUGGUCCAGAAUUACAACAAAAGCUUCAUUAAUUGGAGAAUUAAAACAUGCAGUGAAAGAAAUUCCAAAAACAACAUGUUCUUAUAUAGCUCUGUUUGUACAUACAAUAAUUUAUUACGGUUCGAAUAUUGUUAAACAAUUUAAAACAUCACUGCAUCAACGACCAAACGAUGUUCAUUGUGUAUUAAUGUCAAAAUAUUCAAAGGUCCCAGAAUGGUGGUAUUUUGUCGUGUUUUGUCUUUCAUUCAUAGUGGCCGCUGUUACUUGUCAACAAGGUGACUUGAUGCCUUGGUAUUAUCUUUUUCUUGCUAUAGCAAUAGCAUUUGGUUGGUUAUUGCCUAUUGGAAUCGUCGAAGCUAUAGCCAAUGUGAAUUUAUUUAGUCUAACUGCUGUUAUGCUUGUUGGUGCUAUUUUGUUCCAUAAAAAUGGUCUUGCUAAUUUAACAUUUCAAGCGUUUGCCUCGACUACAAUUUCUCAAGCAUUGAUAUUAUUAUUUUCUUUUAAGUUUGGUCAUUAUAUGAAAAUACCAUCGCGCACAAUAUUUAUUACGCAACUCAUGAUAACAAUUCUCAAUGCCAUUAUUAAGUAUAGUAUAACAUAUCAUUUAUUAAAUACUGUUCCUGAUAUUUGUAGUACUCAGAACUGGACAUGUCCAAAUUCACCAACAACACCGAUAUUAUUUGCAAACUUAGGUAAGUUGCCAUAG